GGAUGCUGCACCCACGCUGGCCCGGGGCUGGGUUCCGGCGAGCAGCUUUGCAGAUGCCUUGGCGCAGAAGCCCGGGGAGGCGGUGACCUUGCGGACGGGGGUUGUGGGUGGCUGGCUCCUGAAGGGAGACUGGAGCAAUGGGCAACGUACCGACAGCGCUGAAGCACUGCCUCAGCUACCACCAUCUCCUCAAGGAGCAGCUGUGGAUCGGCGAAGCUGCCCCGCAGCCUACUGCUCUGCAACAGCCUGGGCAGGAAUUGCUUACAAGUGGAUUUCCUGAGUUUGUUAAAAUAGUGGAAGUUGGUCCAAGAGAUGGAUUACAGAAUGAAAAGGCUAUACUUCCUACAGAUGUGAAAAUUGAGUUAAUCAACCGACUUUCCGAAACGGGCUUGUCCGUCAUAGAAGUGACAAGUUUUGUUUCUUCAAAAUGGGUACCUCAGAUGGCAGAUCACACAGAAGUAAUGAAAGGAAUAAGACGAUAUCCUGGAGUCCGUUAUCCAGUCCUUACUCCUAAUCUUCAAGGUUUCCAUUCUGCUAUAGCUGCCGGAGCAACAGAAGUAUCAGUGUUUGGUGCAGCAUCUGAGACUUUCAGUAAAAUAAAUAUCAAUUGCACUAUAGAAAAAAGUCUGGAAAGCUUUGAGGCUGUAGUUAAAUCUGCAAGAAAUAUGGACAUUCCAGUGCGAGGGUAUGUGUCUUGUGCAUUGGGAUGCCCUUAUGAAGGAACUAUUCCUCCAGCUAAAGUUGCUGAAGUCUCAAAAAGGCUAUAUAGCAUGGGAUGCUAUGAGGUCUCUCUGGGAGAUACCAUUGGAGUGGGAACACCAGGCAGUAUGAAGAGAAUGCUGGAAUCUGUUAUGAUGGAAAUUCCAUUGGCUGCUUUGGCAGUGCACUGCCAUGACACCUAUGGCCAGGCCUUAGCCAAUAUUCUUACAGCUAUGCAGCUGGGAGUUCAUGUUGUGGAUUCCUCCGUUUCGGGCUUAGGAGGUUGCCCGUAUGCAAAAGGUGCCUCUGGAAAUGUAGCCACAGAAGAUGUGAUAUACAUGCUUAAUGGCUUGGGGAUCAAUACAGGUGUGGAUCUUUACAAAGUUAUGGAGGCUGGCAAUUUCAUUUGCACAGCUUUGAACAAGAAAACCAGCUCUAAAGUUGCUCAAGCUUCCUUCAGUGAUUGAGCUGGAAAAGAAAUGGUGGCAUUCUUAAAAGUUAAAUAUUUAUUCAUCAUUGGGCUUUUCCUGUUUAUAGUUGCAGAAGACAAAUCUAUUGCAAAAAAUUUCCUGCUGAGGGGAAUGGCGGCACCAUAGUCAAUAUUAGGCCAAUGGCAGUAAUGAAUUAUAAGACCAGAGUAGAAAGCCUUCACUUGAAUUGCUAAAUGAAAUUUUCUUUUUUUCCCCUGGGGUCCCUGGAUGUUGCCUAUUGCAACUCACCAUGGCUUCUCUUGAUCAGGUCGUAGUCAACUUCUGAUGUGAUGCUCGUAUAAUAUUCAUGCACCCAUAUCAUAGUUUUAUGCACAACAGGAGUACAUACAUACUUGCUUGCAAGUACAUGAAUUAAAAGGUUGGUUUGGUAGAAAUUGAA
This is a messenger RNA of Candoia aspera, 1569 nucleotides long. It is a transcript of the gene HMGCLL1, whose product is annotated as 3-hydroxy-3-methylglutaryl-CoA lyase like 1. The record is from RefSeq and is a predicted model, not a curated record. Gene Ontology annotation, biological process: ketone body biosynthetic process; L-leucine catabolic process. Gene Ontology annotation, molecular function: hydroxymethylglutaryl-CoA lyase activity. Bases 138 to 1166 code for a protein of 342 amino acids. NCBI's taxonomy places the organism in Eukaryota, Metazoa, Chordata, Lepidosauria, Squamata, Candoiidae. Gene Ontology annotation, cellular component: cytosol; endoplasmic reticulum. The transcript has 9 exons.